AUGUCUAAAGAAUCUUUAAACGAUAAUGCUUUUCAACCGCCAGACUUGACUUCCAGAGAACUGCUCACGUCGAUAGUCACACAUGAUGGUUUCCGUUCUCGUUCUAAAACGAGUGCAAGUCAUCUUCCAAGUCUCCCCAAUUCGCCUAGCAUUUUCUCUGGCAAGAAUUAUUUCGAACAGGAAAGCAUAGGCUCCAAACAAGAUGGGGCUAAAGAGAGCAACUUUGUUGAAUUCGACUUGAGCUCGUUCAACUCGAAAAAUAAAACUAGCGACUCGCUCCCUAGGGUGUUGGAAAAAGUAUACGCUCCUUCUAACCCUGACACACCACAGAUUGAGGAAUGCCCUGAAGAGUAUGUGGAAGAUACUCAAGUUGAAUUGGUUCCUGAAGCAAAAGUGGAUGAUUUCUUUAGUGAAUCGAACUGGAAAGAGAUGAAGACGAUUUCAGAUCUUGACUUUUACAAUGAUAAGGGUGAGCUUCAACAUAAAUCUGAAUCGGGACAUGACUUUAUUGACAAUAAUAACAUUCAUUUCGGGUACACUAAAAUAGACACAGAAGAACAAGUCAACAAAUAUGCGGCUCUAGACAAAAAGACCGACUUUUUGUUCAAGAAUACAACUCGUAAACCUCGUACUUAUGGGGAGAGAAAUGUAAUUUUUGAUGCAGAGGAUGAAGAAUUUGAUAAUAGCGAUGAGGUUGAUCCAAACGAGGCUUUGAGUGACACAAAGGACAUGCUUUCAGAUUCACAGCGAUUGGCGUACGUUGGAAUGGCGAAAUUGAUAAUGGUCGAUAUGGCCACCAAGUUAGUCAUGGUGCAAUUUGGAACGAGCAGCAAAAUAGCAAAGCAGAUGAGUGACUCACAAAAGCAUUUUUCCAACUGGUCAUCAAAUACUUCCCUUAAAUUGUAUGAUCAUUUGGGACUAAUAAAAGAGGAGAAGGAGAUGAUUGACAACUUGAGCAAGCAUGGUGUUGAAAUUAGUGAUUUGUCAAAAAGCUUAAAUUCUUUGGAAAUGAAGAAGCACAACGAUUUAGCUGAUGGGUUUGAUUUGAAAUGGGUUUUAAUUUGCGAUUUGUUCUUGCUACUUCUUAGUGAUGGUUAUUAUGAUGCUCGUUCGAGGUCGCUUUUGAUGAUUUUUGCCGAUAUAGUGGGUAUAUCUAGCUUGGAAGUGUUGCAGUUUGAGCGAAGGUUGAUGGAAUGCCUUGACAUGGAAACCAAAGAUAGGUCUAUUGAGAACAAAGAUGAAUCGCUAAGCGACCAGCUGUUUGUCAAGCGACAGAUCAAAAAAAACAAAAACAGACGGUUAGCUAUGAUUGGAUUGGCAACUUUAGGAGGAGGGCUAGCCAUUGGAUUAUCUGCAGGAUUGUUGGCACCUGUCAUUGGAGCUGGUAUCGCGGCAGGUCUAACUACGGUGGGAAUCACCGGAACGAGUGGGUUUUUGGCUGGUGUAGGAGGUAGCGUUUUGAUUACCACAAGUGGAGUUGCUAUAGGAGCCAAAGUCGGGAAUAAAGCAGGUGCAAGAAGGGUUGGUGAUGUACAAACAUUCGAGCUUAAGCCAUUACACAAUAAUAAGCGAUCAAAUCUAAUCGUCACUGUUAGUGGUUGGAUGAACGGUGCGAUGGAUGAUGUGCGGCUUCCAUUUUCAACAGUUGAUCCUGUCAUGGGUGAUAUGUUUUCCUUGCUGUGGGAGCCGGAGAUGUUGCAAUCGAUGGGACAAACGAUUGGCAUUUUGGCCAGUGAAGCAUUAAGUACCUCAAUCCAGCAGAUAUUGGGAGCCACUAUACUAAGUGCCCUAAUGUCAGCAAUUCAACUUCCAAUGGCUUUGUCAAAGCUUUCGUACUUGUUGGAUAACCCAUGGAAUGUGUCUUUAGAUCGAGCAUGGAAAGCAGGGAAAAUCUUGGCUGACACAAUAUUGUCAGGAAACUUGGGUGUCAGGCCCAUAACAUUAGUUGGAUUUUCGUUAGGUGCAAGGUUGAUUUAUUCUUGUUUGAUAGAGAUGGCCAAAAGAGGCGGCUACGGAUUGAUUGAGAAUGUUAUUCUCUUGGGGUCGCCAAUAUCAAUUGACAUUGACCAUCUUGCACAGGCUAGAUCCGUUGUGAGUGGGAGAUUCAUAAAUGGAUACUCAAAGAAAGACUGGAUCUUGGGCUAUCUCUUUAGAGCAACCGGUGGUGGAAUCCUGACAGUUGCUGGACUAUCUGCCUUGGAGUCCGUGAGUGGAAUUGAAAACAUCGAUUGUACUGAGUUUGUUGAAGGGCACAUGUCCUACAGAAAGGCAAUUCCAAAGAUUUUGAAGUCGAUAAAUUGGGAGGUGUUGAGUGAUAAUUUUGCGGAAAUAGAAGAACCGGAUCCCGAACAAGGAGAGAGGCAAAGGCAGUUAAUUAGUGAGUUUGACGAAGCAAGAGCAAAGAUGGAAGAAGAGAAAGAUAAACAGUCAGAACCAAAAGGGUGGAGGAAGUGGUUCAAGCCAAAAAGAAAGGAUUGGUGGGAUAUCUAUGGUCAACCAGGGACAGAUAAUGAUGCUAAUAAUGCAACAAAAGAGGAGGAGUAUAGUGUUGAAGAACCACCUGUUUUUGAUUUGGAGGCGUUAGCAAACGAAGUUAGCGAUAUAGAAGCCACUGCAAAGGGAAAACAGAGUAAAGGUAAAUAG
Messenger RNA from Lodderomyces margitis, 2643 nucleotides. RefSeq lists its product as uncharacterized. The record is from RefSeq and is a predicted model, not a curated record. The transcript has a single exon. The coding region runs from base 1 to 2643 and encodes 880 amino acids. Lineage: Eukaryota; Fungi; Ascomycota; Pichiomycetes; Serinales; Debaryomycetaceae.